Molecule: messenger RNA, 1706 nt
Organism: Lepisosteus oculatus (spotted gar)
Lineage: Eukaryota; Metazoa; Chordata; Actinopteri; Semionotiformes; Lepisosteidae
Source: RefSeq, a predicted model, not a curated record
CUGUAAAUGCACAGAGCCUGACAACCCCAGUAACCAAACUCUUCAGUACUGGAGCGAGAGGAACAUCUCGGCCUCCUAUGUGCCCUGGGCAAACCUCACUGUCACGGAGUGUCUGAAGCUCCAGGGAGAGUUCGUGGGGACAGCCUGUGGACACCACGGUCCCUACACCCCGGAUGUCCUCUUCUGGUCUGCCAUCCUCUUCUUCUCCACCUUUGCCCUGUCCACCUUCCUCAAGCAGUUCAAGACCAGUCGCUACUUCCCCACCCGGGUCCGGUCCAUGAUCAGCGACUUCGCCGUCUUCCUCACCAUCGUCAUCAUGGUGGGCAUCGACUACGCCAUCGGGAUCCCCUCCCAGAAGCUGCAGGUGCCCAGCAAGUUCAAGCCGACCCGGGACGACCGUGGCUGGAUCAUGAAUCCUAUCGGCCCCAACCCUUGGUGGACAGUGGUGGUGGCACCGAUCCCUGCGCUGCUCUGCACCAUCCUGAUCUUCAUGGACCAGCAGAUCACCGCCGUCAUCAUCAACCGCAAGGAGCACAAGCUGCUGAAGGGCUGCGGUUAUCAUCUGGACCUGCUGAUGGUGGGGUUCAUGCUGGGCAUCUGCUCCAUCAUGGGUCUGCCCUGGUUCGUGGCGGCCACCGUCCUGUCCAUCUCCCACGUCAACAGCCUGAAGCUGGAGUCGGAGUGCUCGGCACCGGGAGAGCAGCCCAAGUUUUUGGGCAUCCGGGAGCAGCGGCUCACUGGGCUCCUGAUCUUCGUGCUGAUGGGCUGUUCUGUCUUCAUGACCGGGGCUCUGCAGUUCAUCCCCAUGCCAGUGUUGUACGGAGUGUUCCUCUACAUGGGUGCCUCAUCUCUAAAGGGAAUUCAGUUCUUCGACCGCCUGAAGCUCUUCGGCAUGCCGCCGAAGCACCAGCCGGACUUCAUCUACCUGCGCCACGUGCCCCUGAGGAAGGUGCACCUGUUCACCCUGAUCCAGCUCACCUGCCUGGUCCUCCUGUGGGUCAUCAAGACCUCGCCGGCCGCCAUCGUCUUCCCCAUGAUGGUGCUGGCCCUGGUGUUCAUCCGCAAGCUCAUGGACCUCUGCUUCUCCAAGCGCGAGCUCAGCUGGCUGGACGACCUGAUGCCCGAGAGCAAGAAGAAGAAGCUGGACGACGCCACCAAGAAGGCGAAGGCCGAGGAGGAGUCCGAGAAGAUGCUGGAUCACGGGGAGGAUAAGGUGGUGCAGAUCCCCAUGGAGAGCAGCCAGCUCCUGCACAGCCCCCAGAAGAAGAGCAACAGCUCCAGGUGUGACCCAUCAGACAUUAAUAUCUCUGACGAAAUGUCUAAAACAACAGUGUGGAAAGCUCUCAGUAUGACCCCUGACAGCUCAGAUCUCAAGGACGACCCCGUUUCCACCAAAAAGGAAUGACAGUAACUGAAGUGCGGAGCUGUGUCGGGACCCCCCCGAGGCAGGGGGACUCAGGGACAAGAGGAGCUCGGCUCAGACAGUCUCAGCCAGGAUGGUCAACAGCAGGGAUGACCCCCCUCUCCCCCCCUACCCAACCUCCACACCAUGAUCUUUGGAUUAACAUCUUUACUACCCUACCCUUCCCCAACUGACCCCCCCGCCUUAUCUCUAAAUUUAUCCACUUUUCCUCUUCUGGGUGGGGGAGUGGGAGGUCCUCAUCACCCCAGACAGAGUGGGACUGAGGUGCAGUUCUACACUCAGU